AUGGACAAAGAACAUUAUAAACAAAUGGUUGUAACAAUACUAGAUGAUCUGGCAUAUUAUGAGAAACUUAAAGGUGAGCCUUCAAAAUCUGACAGAAUGAAAUACAACAAACUGAUCGUUGAGUUUCAAUACUGCCUUACAGAUAAGGAAAUAGAUUAUCUCCAAAACUUUGAAGUAAAGACAAGUAAUUUUUAUGGUCUACCAAAGGUCCAUAAAAGCAAACAUAUAAGUGAGUUAUGUAAAAAAGCCACAACAGAAUAUGUUGAAGUCACAAAUGUUACAGACUUGAAAUUAAGACCAAUUGUUGCUGGUCCAGCGUGCCAAACACACAGACUCAGUAAUGUUUUAGAUAUUUUACUAAGGCCACUUACAAAAUAUGUUCCUAGCUAUUUACGCGAUAGUACAGACUUUCUAAACUCUCUUCCAGAAAAGAUUACAGCAAGAACAAUUCUAGCGUCUUUUGAUGUUGAAUCUCUGUAUUCUAAUAUACCGCAUGUAUUAGGACUGGAGGCAUUACAAUACUGGUUAAAUCUAUAUCCAGAAGAAAUACCUAAAAGUUUUGAUAAGGAAUUCAUCAUGGAAGCAGCAAAGUUAAUACUUCUGAAUACUACAUUCUACUUUAACGGAAAAUAUUAUAGGCAAAUAAAAGGUACGGCCAUGGGGACAAAAUUUGCACCGGUCUAUGCUACACUAGUUAUUGGCUAUCUUGAAAACAAAUUAUAUAAUGACGUUUCUUCUACAUUUGGUGAAGAAUUCAAAGACUAUUUCAAAGAUCACUGGAAACGCUUUUUGGAUGACAUCUUCAUUUUGUGGACACGUUCUACUAAAGACCUAGAAAUUCUAGAAAAACUGUUGAACAGUCUCAAUGAAAAUCUGAAUUUACGAUGGAGAAAAGCAACACUGAAUUACCCUUCUUGGAUGUUCUUGUAA
This is a messenger RNA of Mercenaria mercenaria, 930 nucleotides long. RefSeq lists its product as uncharacterized. Bases 1 to 930 code for a protein of 309 amino acids. NCBI's taxonomy places the organism in Eukaryota, Metazoa, Mollusca, Bivalvia, Venerida, Veneridae. The record is from RefSeq and is a predicted model, not a curated record. The transcript has a single exon.